Messenger RNA from Candida dubliniensis CD36, 699 nucleotides. RefSeq names its product WW domain-containing protein IFU5 (gene IFU5). The coding region runs from base 1 to 699 and encodes 232 amino acids. The record is from RefSeq and is a predicted model, not a curated record. The transcript has a single exon. NCBI's taxonomy places the organism in Eukaryota, Fungi, Ascomycota, Pichiomycetes, Serinales, Debaryomycetaceae. Gene Ontology annotation, molecular function: protein binding.
AUGUCCAAAAACGAUUCCAAGAAUCCACCACAAGUACCCAAUGGAUGGGUCGCCAAAUUUGACGAAGAGUAUUCUACAUGGUAUUACGUCGACAUGAAGACAAAGAAAUCCCAAUCGGAGGCUCCAGCUGGAACAAGAUUCGAUAGCAAACCUUCUGGUGAUGAUGUUCCACCACCAGCCUACAGCCCAACAGAUUCAAAAUCGAGGUCCAAUGGACCAAGCGGUAAUCAGUCACGUCCAGCAGCUUCAAAUCCAAACACCCAAAGAGGUUACAACCAAGGACCUCCAUCUGGUCAAAACUACCAACAGGGCCCUCCACUGGGACAAUAUUAUCAACAAGGACCACCACAAGGACAAUAUUAUCAACAAGGCCCACCACCAGGACAAUACUACCAACAAGGCCCACCACCAGGACAAUAUUAUCAACAAGGCCCACCACCAGGACAAUAUUAUCAGCAAGGCCCACCACCAGGACAAUAUUAUCAACAACAACCACAGAAACAAAGUCGAUUUGGUGGUGGUGGUGCUGGGAACAUGGCAUUAGGUGUUGGUGGUGGUUUGUUGGGAGGUAUGCUAUUAGGAAAUGCUAUCAAUAGUUGGGAAGAUCAUGAGAGAAUGGAGGGUUAUGAAGAUGGUUAUCAAGAUGGUUACGAUAAUGGUGGCGAUUUUGAUGGCGGUGAUUUUGGUGGUGAUUUUUAG